UGUGUGUGUGCGUGUCCUGCAGGGGUCUGUGGCACUGUCACGGGGCUGGGAGGCAGCUCCGGUGUCCACGCAGUCAAUUGGCUGCUCUUCUUUUCGACUUCGGUUGCUUCCGGCGUCGCGGCUGCAAGACACGCACGUACACACGCAUGACUCGUCUCCAUAAAUAUGUGUGCACGGUACAUCUGUAGCCAAAGUCCCCGGCUUCUCUGUGAGCAGUCUCUUAUCGGAAUGUUUUGAAGAUUGACGAGGUUAUCGGCGGACGUGCACAUUACUACCAGCGGUGGUGUUGCGUCUCCAGCGGAGAGCCUUAACACAGGCGGCCGGGGCUGUGAGUCGGCGCGACCCGACUGGGAGCAACGAAGCUACCGCGUAGCUGAACCGCGCCACGGUUUUAGGGGACGCAGCCAUGACGGAGAAGCGGAUGUCGCGGUGGUAUUUCGGAGGGCUGGCGUCCUGCGGAGCCGCCUGCUGCACGCAUCCUCUGGACCUCCUCAAGGUGCAUCUACAAACCCAGCAGGAGGUGAAGAAGAGGAUGUUCGGCAUGGCCGUACAUGUGGUGAAGAACAAUGGUGUCCUUGCUCUUUACAAUGGCCUCUCUGCUUCCCUAUGCAGACAGAUGUCCUAUUCGCUGACCAGAUUUGCCAUCUAUGAGACUGUAAGGGACAUGAUGGGCAGCACAAGUCAGGGACCUAUGCCCUUCUACCAAAAGGUCUUGCUAGGAGCUUUUGGAGGUUUUACUGGAGGGUUUGUCGGCACACCAGCAGACUUGGUGAAUGUCAGGAUGCAAAAUGACAUGAAAUUACCUGCAGAACAAAGGAGAAACUACAAACAUGCCAUUGAUGGGCUCUUCCGAGUCUUCAGAGAAGAGGGUUUGAGAAGGCUAUUCUCAGGAGCCACCAUGGCCUCCAGCAGAGGAGCUUUGGUGACUGUGGGACAGUUGGCGUGUUAUGACCAGGCCAAGCAGCUGGUGCUGGGAACAGGAAUGCUGGGAGAUAAUAUGUUCACACACUUUCUCUCCAGCUUCAUUGCUGGAGGCUGCGCUACGUUCCUUUGUCAACCUCUGGAUGUCCUGAAGACCAGACUCAUGAACUCAAAGGGAGAGUACACUGGGGUGCGGCAUUGCUUACAAGAAACGGCGAAGUUGGGUCCCCUGGCGUUCUACAAGGGCCUUGUGCCAGCAGGGAUCCGGUUGAUUCCUCAUACCGUGCUCACGUUCAUCUUCCUGGAGCAGCUCAAAAUAUACUUUGGGAUUCGCAUUGUCUCCUGAGCGUAGCGUUGCAAGCUGUCAUUCAACGGUUCUGCUCUGAUCAUUUCAUGUGAAGAGGAAGGAGGCAAGAGAGGAAGCCAUGUGCUGCCGAGGGAUCGGGCGUCUUGUUCUACCUCUGUCUCAAGGCGAGAAGCUGAAUGGUUUUGGAAAAAAUGAACAGUGCCACAUUUUGCAAGGGAUAAAUACUGGAACAAAAUACUUUUGAAUAGCCACAUUUGAAGUAAAAGGUGAAGAUUAUGAGGGUUAUUGAAAUGGCCUGCUACCUUUUUAGAGAAAAGAUGUGUCCUUUAUGAUUUCAGGUAUGCUGAGACAUGCGGUUUUCACUUGAUUAUUUCAAGCCUCGUCAAUUCCAUUUUAUUGAAAAUGACUAAUUCCAAAGGCCAUCAUUUAGAUCGAGACGACUUAUGAGAUGAGAAGACGAGAGUAGUCAAUUGUUGUUUUAAUAUUGUGUGCCAGGAAGACAAAACAAAAAUGUCAUAUUAGGCCAACACUGGUGUGGGCAUAGAAUCAUACAUAGUAACUCUAACCAAAACGAACACUAACUGAAUCGCUUUUUCCCAUAAGGAAUAAUUUAAAUCCAAUUAAUCCAAAGUAUGUUUUUGUAAUUUACAUUUAUAGCUUCACAAAAAUGUCAUAUUAGGCCAACACUGGUGUGGGCAUAGAAUCAUACAUAGUAACUCUAACCAAAACGGACCCUAACUGAAUUGAUUUUUUCCCAUAAGGAAUAAUUUAAAUCCAAUUAAUCCAAAGUAUGUUUUUGUAAUUUACAAUUAUAGCUUCACAAAAAUGUCACAUUAGGCCAACACUGGUGUGGGCAUAGAAUCAUACAUAGUAACUCUAACCAAAACGGACCCUAACUGAAUCGAUUUUUUCCCAUAAGGAAUAAUUUAAAUCCAAUUAAUCCAAAGUAUGUUUUUGUAAUUUACAAUUAUAGCUUCACAAAAAUGUCACAUUAGGCCAACACUGGUGUGGGCAUAGAAUCAUACAUAGUAACUCUAACCAAAACGGACCCUAACUGAAUCGAUUUUUUCCCAUAAGGAAUAAUUUAAAUCCAAUUAAUCCAAAGUAUGUUUUUGUAAUUUACAAUUAUAGCUUCACAAAAAUGUCAUAUUAGGCCAACACUUUUGUGGGCAUAGAAUCAUACAUAGUAACUCUAACCAAAACGGACCCUAACUGAAUCGAUAUUUUCCCAUAAGGAAUAAUUUAAAUCCAAUUAAUCCAAAGUAUGUUUUUGUAAUUUACAAUUAUAGCUUCACAAAAAUGUCACAUUAGGCCAACACUGGUGUGGGCAUAGAAUCAUACAUAGUAACUCUAACCAAAACGGACCCUAACUGAAUCGAUUUUUUCCCAUAAGGAAUAAUUUAAAUCCAAUUAAUCCAAAGUAUGUUUUUGUAAUUUACAAUUAUAGCUUCACAAAAAUGUCACAUUAGGCCAACACUGGUGUGGGCAUAGAAUCAUACAUAGUAACUCUAACCAAAACGGACCCUAACUGAAUUGAUUUUUUCCAAUAAGGAAUAAUUUAAAUCCAAUUAAUCCAAAGUAUGUUUUUGUAAUUUACAAUUAUAGCUUCACAAAAAUGUCAUAUUAGGCCAACACUUUUGUGGGCAUAGAAUCAUACAUAGUAACUCUAACCAAAACGGACCCUAACUGAAUCGAUUUUUUCCCAUAAGGAAUAAUUUAAAUCCAAUUAAUCCAAAGUAUGUUUUUGUAAUUUACAAUUAUAGCUUCACAAAAAUGUCAUAUUAGGCCAACACUUUUGUGGGCAUAGAAUCAUACAUAGUAACUCUAACCAAAACGGACCCUAACUGAAUCGAUUUUUUCC
Messenger RNA from Doryrhamphus excisus (bluestripe pipefish), 3089 nucleotides. RefSeq names its product solute carrier family 25 member 10b (gene slc25a10b). The record is from RefSeq and is a predicted model, not a curated record. Gene Ontology annotation, biological process: transmembrane transport. NCBI's taxonomy places the organism in Eukaryota, Metazoa, Chordata, Actinopteri, Syngnathiformes, Syngnathidae.